This is a messenger RNA of Musca vetustissima, 1461 nucleotides long. RefSeq names its product RNA-binding protein fusilli-like. Gene Ontology annotation, molecular function: nucleic acid binding. The annotation marks the transcript as partial. Gene Ontology annotation, cellular component: ribonucleoprotein complex. The record is from RefSeq and is a predicted model, not a curated record. Lineage: Eukaryota; Metazoa; Arthropoda; Insecta; Diptera; Muscidae. The transcript is spliced from 3 exons.
CAGCAUUUGAUUACCUCUGGCACUACCAAGAAUUGCAUACGCUUGCGUGGCCUGCCCUAUGAGGCAUUGGUGGAACAUAUUCUACAUUUCCUGGAUGAUUUUGCCAAGCAUAUCAUCUUCCAAGGUGUACACAUGGUGAUAAAUGCCCAGGGUCAACCCAGUGGCGAAGCCUUCAUACAAAUGGAUUCCGAAGAAUCGGCCCGCUUGUGUGCCCAACGUAAACACCACCAAUUUAUGGUGUUCGGCAAGAAAUACCGUUACAUUGAAGUGUUCCAGUGUUCGGGUGAUGACAUGAAUAUGGUACUCAAUGGUGGCCUACAAUCACCAGUUCCUGCCGCCCAUCCCCAUGCACAUUUGGCGGGUGGCAAGCAGCCAUCUUUAUUAUCACCGGGUAUGUUAGCACAACAACCGCCGGCCAACGCACAAGCUAUUAGUCCUCAUACGCAUGCUCAUUCUCAUGUCCAUGCCCAUUCCCAUCCUCAUUCCCAUGCUCAUGCCUUGCAAUCACAGCCCUCGGUAGCUGCUGCUGUGGCAGCUUUGACACAACCACCGCAUGCAGUUGCAGUGCCCGCAGCAGCCCCGCCUGUACCUUUGGGUGCUGCUGCUGCGGCGGCAGGUGGUAUUUCACCAUACAUGACUGCACCGGCUGCAGCUCAUGCUGGUGUACAACAUCCUUCCCUGGCUCAAUCGGCAGUGGCAGCAGCAGCUGCUGCACAAAAUGCUGCUGCCGCUGCUGUGGGUACUCUUGCCUCGCCGCCAAAUCAAUUGGCGGUGCAUACAGCCACCGCUUCGGCUGUCAGCCCUCAGGCUGCCAUGACAUUCCCCUUUAAUUUAUCCCUGCCUCCCCCACCCACAGCUGCGGCCACUGCUGCCCAUAACUCAGCCCUUAUUGCUCAACAACAAGCUCAAUUUAUUGCUCAGCAUAAUUUAAUGGCACGCCAACAAGCUGCGGCUGUUGCCGCUCAGCAGCAACACCAACAGCAUCAUCAGCAGCAGCAACAACAACAUUUGUAUACAAAUUUGAAUCCGUUGUUUAUGCAGCAUCCGGGUGUUGCUGCCAUGGGUGGACCAAGUGGCGCUGGGGCACAUUCCGCGGUAGCUGCUGCUGCCGCCGCCGCUGCUGCCGGUCAGCCACAAUUUGUUUUUAUGCCAAGACCGUAUUUUCAAACCUUCAGUCCCUUGGGUUAUAUGCAGGCCCAACAGGGUUAUCAGUUUGCCACCGGUAUGAUGCCACCGCAAACGGCGCAGUCAGCUGCUGCCAACAGUGGUAGUUAUGCUGUGGCAGCAGCUGCUGCGGCAAAUGCUGCAGCCGCUGCAGCGGGCACAUUGCCACAUUCCAUGAAGCGUUCGUAUGAAAAUGCAUUUCAACAUGAAGCCAAUGCUGCGGCGGCUAGUGCUGCCAAGCGGGCCUUGACACGGCCACCGGGUAAUAUUUAUCAUUUCUAUAAUCCGGGGGUAUAA